Messenger RNA from Gregarina niphandrodes, 1248 nucleotides. RefSeq lists its product as hypothetical. Lineage: Eukaryota; Apicomplexa; Conoidasida; Eugregarinorida; Gregarinidae. The transcript has a single exon. The record is from RefSeq and is a predicted model, not a curated record. Bases 1 to 1248 code for a protein of 415 amino acids.
AUGGGUAAUCCGAGAGGCCGAAGCUUGGGUCAGAAAGGAGCUGAAGAUGUGCUUGCUCGGGGCUUGGACAUACCAACGAUCAGGGAUGGUCCACGCUGCGCUGCACGUGAGAACCGCUCGAGCCGGCACCCCGCUCGCAACUCGGCGGGCGAAGACUCCACGACGAGCGACGACUCCUCGGCGAGUGAUGACUGUCCCCUUCGACUCGACGCGUACGACAGCUCCAAUACGGCCGAGGUCCUGCGGUUCCUUGCUGCCCACAACGCCACUUACCCUGAUCUCGACCGCCGGAAUUUCGGCCAAAGACGCAACGGGUUGGUACUCGACGCUGCCCCGCAGACGGAGGAACCUCUGAGCACUGCGGCGGGGCUGCUUUCUAACAUUUCCAGUUUUUGGAAACGGGACAUCGUCAGCAACCCCGUUGCUGUCACGGAAUCACCCGCCGACGUCAUAACGGUUGCCGACGUCGUAACGGUUGCCGACGUCGUAACGGUUGCCGAGGCGAUGAGGAAGCAAGUCGUUCCACGGAUACAAAUCACACCGCCGACCGGGUCUGUGCCCGGGUCGGAUGCGUCCCUAGCCGGGUCCAGUAAACCCCUAUGUGGCAGUCCGGUAAAGAAAAUGAGUCGAGGGAGCUCUCUCCCCUCGAUGAGGCGUGCGCUGGACUCGGAAGACGGCGGCUAUUUUGACGCUCUACCACUCGUGCCAGAGACGGGCAAGGUGUCAUCGAAGACGGUAAUCGAUGCGAAAGGCGAGAGUGAGAGUGCGGUGGAGAGGCCGAUGAAGCGGACAAGUUCUUGGGAGUUUCUAAGUCGUGUGGUGGGGCGAUAUUGGGCCAAGUCGGGACCAGCGACAGGGCCGGCACCGGGGGGGCCAGCGUCGCGGCCUGCGGAAGUGGUUCAGGAGAUCCCGACACCACACGCAAAGUAUCCGGUGGCCGAGAACUUCGGUGCAGCGCCGAGCGCCGAAGGGCCAGCACCGGAGCCAUUGGACGUUAUCUUAGCGCUGCUAGAACGGGACGUCGCGCGUGCCCGCAAUCCUCGAGAGGCCGGUACCCUCGCCAACGAGCAGUGGAAGGUACGACUCAACGGCGAGGCACUCCGCGGCAAGUACUACUAUCCCCCUUCCAUUGCGCCUCACCGACGAAGCCGCGUCGUAGACACAUCAAAACUCUUCGUCGGCUGGACACCCGAGUACUCAUACAGGCACCAGUACCGACAACGACACACCAUCCGUAACUCAGUGUAA